AAUCAAGUGGUUCAAAACUUCGUAAUAUCGCUCCUGCUCCUCAAAACAAACCUGAAUAUGAUGUUUAUCAUAUUCCAAGAGGAUACGAAGUUUUACUUUAUCCAACAGAUCUUCUCUUAAAUCUACCAAAAAUUGUUCCUCUUCAAGUAGUUCAUGGCGUAAACAAUUGUUUCAUGGCUUAUCGUGAACAAAUUCAACAUAAAGUUCUUGAAGAAAAUCCUGGAAUGAAUAAUAAACUUGUUUCAGUGAUUGCAGCAAAAAUGUGGAAUGAAGAAUCAGAAGAAGUUAAACAAUUUUGGCGAGAAC
Dentiscutata erythropus is the source of this 306-nucleotide messenger RNA. The record is from the annotation of a GenBank genome assembly. NCBI's taxonomy places the organism in Eukaryota, Fungi, Glomeromycota, Glomeromycetes, Diversisporales, Gigasporaceae.